CCUGGGAAAAGGCUCUCGGGCGGGAUUACGCAGCUGGGCCGGCGAGUUUGCAGGGAAGCUGACGGGUGGAGCGCUUUGAGUAGUGCUGUGCGCUUGGCCGGGACUCCGCCGGGGCGCCUCGAGCUGGGCGCGGGGGAAAUCCCAAGCGGGACCAUCAGUACGCCCGGAUCUACCUUGAGGCCCAGGCGAGCGAGUCAGCGGGGUGGAGUAGGCCGGCACCGGGGGAGGUUUAACACUUGAAGAUGAGACAAUUUGAUCUUUGUUUGAGCUCUGAAGGAUCUGAAGUGGUUUUAGCUACAUCAAGUGAUGAAAAACACCCACCUGAAAAUAUCAUUGAUGGGAAUCCAGAAACAUUUUGGACCACCACAGGAAUGUUUCCCCAGGAGUUCAUUAUAUGUUUUCACAAACAUGUAAAGGUUGAAAAACUUAUAAUCCAAAGUUACUUAGUGCGGACCUUGAAGAUUGAAAAGACCAAAUCUAAAGAGCCUGUCGAUUUUGAGCAAUGGAUUGAAAGGGAUUUUGUACACACAGAGGGGCAGCUUCAAAAUGAAGAAAUUUUGGUUCAUGAUGGCUACUGUACUUACUUGAGAUUCAUAAUUACAAAAGCCUUUGAUCAUUUUAUAUCUGUGCAUUGUGUUUCUGCAGAGGGACUAGUAGUCUCAAAUCAUUCUUAGUAAUUAUAAUAAAAUACUCUUGCAUGAUU
Molecule: messenger RNA, 703 nt
Organism: Marmota monax (woodchuck)
Lineage: Eukaryota; Metazoa; Chordata; Mammalia; Rodentia; Sciuridae
Gene: Ift25
Product: intraflagellar transport 25
Exons: 6
Coding region: 243-674 (143 amino acids)
Biological process (GO): intraciliary transport
Cellular component (GO): centrosome; intraciliary transport particle B; cilium
Source: RefSeq, a predicted model, not a curated record